Messenger RNA from Lolium rigidum, 1242 nucleotides. Its product is annotated as BTB/POZ and MATH domain-containing protein 2-like. Lineage: Eukaryota; Viridiplantae; Streptophyta; Magnoliopsida; Poales; Poaceae. The coding region runs from base 1 to 1242 and encodes 413 amino acids. The record is from RefSeq and is a predicted model, not a curated record. The transcript has 2 exons. Gene Ontology annotation, biological process: protein ubiquitination. Gene Ontology annotation, molecular function: protein binding.
AUGCCGUCAAUGUCCGCGGCUCUGUCCGCCCUCCGCGCCGCCGGCCGGCAGCAUCUCUCCGCUUCCAAGUUCGUCCCUAAGUUCGUCGAGAGGCAGGCGACCGGGUCACACGUGUUCCAGAUCGACAAGUACGCGCAGGCCAGGAGGAUGAUGCCCAAUGGCGAAAGGGCGACGCUGAGCGUCGGUCGACUGAAAAACAGACAACACUCCAGUUUUGGGCCGAAAAACCAGACCUAUAUGGGCCGCGCGGGAGCUGAGCGACCGACGACCGAUCGCUGGCCAGCGAUCGGUCGCCGGAUCGGAAGCGUUUGCCAUGGCGAAAAGAUCAGAUCGGACGAAUUCAGGGUCGGCGGCUAUCCAAACGGCCUCACGGGAAAUCGCGGCUUCGUUUCCCUCUACCUCACCCACGCCAGCCACGCCAAGACCGGCGACGCCACGGCAAGGCUCCAGUUCAGUAUACUCGACCAGUCCUGCUGGGAGCCAUCGUGCACUAAGUUCUCAGAUGACUAUUAUCGUUUUUCAGAUACUCAUGGCCCUCAUCUCUCUUGGGGGUUUGGAAAUUUCAUUGAACAUGAGGAUCUGGACAAGGAGAAGCAUCUCAAGGACGACCGCCUCAUGAUCAUGUGCGACGUCACAGUCGCAGGGCUGCGCGCCGACGAUGACCACGCAGUUGCAGAGGUUGAGCCGGCGUCGCCACCGUUCGACUUGCAUGGGCCAGCUGGACAAGCCAUCUGGAAUACCGAAAAACCGGACGUGGAGAUCGAGGCCGGUGGGGAGACGUUCCCCGUCCACCGGAGGGUGCUUGAGGCCCGGUCCCCUGUCUUCAAGGCAGAUCUCUCCCUCGCCCCAGCGGCGGCCGGCGAGGGAGCUGCUGCACUACGCAUCGAUGGCAUGGAUGCUGACGUGUGCAAGGCUCUGCUCCGGUUCAUCUACGAUGAGAUACCCAGUACGGACUUGCUAGAGACCGCUGGGAUGGCGGAGCGGCUGCUCAUUGCGGCGGACAGGUAUAAGGUGGAGAAGCUUAAGCACAUCUGCGAGAAGGCGAUGCUGCCGAGCGUCAGCCUGAGCUCCGUGGCUGACACCCUCGCGUUGGCAGAGCGGCAUCAUUGCCCCGAGCUGAGGGAGGCAUGCAUGCGGUUCCUCUCUUCUGGUGACAACAUUGUAGCACUUGCGGAGACGGAUGGUUUUGAGAAGAUGAAGAAAGAUUGCCCCUCUGCUCUGCUGGAGCUGCUCGUCAAAUAG